Messenger RNA from Symbiodinium necroappetens, 451 nucleotides. The record is from the annotation of a GenBank genome assembly. Lineage: Eukaryota; Dinophyceae; Suessiales; Symbiodiniaceae.
GUUUUGGCUGCUGCUUUCGCUGGUGUUCUUCGUGUUCGGAUGGCACCAGGGCCAGACGUUCACCAUGCGCCUGUCCGCCGCAAUCCACAACAGAGUGAUCCACAAGCUCCUUCGAGCACCCAUCGACCGCUUCUUUGACAAGCAGCCUGUGGGUCGCAUCAUGAGCCGCCUGGUUGGUGACCUGGCCAGCGUCGAUUUGUCCCUCUAUGCGAAGACGCUGCAGACGGUCACGACCAUCCUUGCUACCAUCACUCCUCUGCUGUACGUUCACACCAUGGUCCCCAUGCUCAUUUCCGUGAUGGCGCUGCCGCUCUACUACGUGAUCUUUGCCAUCUAUACGCGGUACCGGAACACUUCGGUGCCCAUGCGAUAUUGUUUUGCGAGCACGAAAUCAGAUAUGAACGGCUUGCUCACCGACGUCAUGUCCAGUACUGCCAGCCUCACAGUCGGA